AUGCUUGGUAACUGGUACUGGGACUCAGAUCUGCAAUGCUGCACUGAUGUGAUCCAAUGCAAUCCGCACUGUGCAAGUGAUGAAGUGUGUUUGGUGGGAAGUGGAUCUCCGGCCUGUGCGUGUAAUAGCAGCACUUACACUGGGAUAACAAUUGCAGAUGUGGAACCUACGGUGACCUGUGCUGGUGACACCACGAUAGCAUCGGUCAGUAUCUGCCAACUGGAGGAACUGGGGUAUAACUACACCACGGCCCACCUGAUUAAUAGCUCCAGUGCCUGCAACAUCUCAUAUACCAACCUUAUCAACAAUGUGACAGUGUGGACUAUUCAAGCCAGAGCCGCCGUCGGGUGGUGCGGGAACAUCGUCACGCGGCUACAUUUUACACUGACACCACGGGAACAGGUUUGUGCAACUGGACAAAUACAUUUCUUAAAAAUGUCUGCCACCGAGGAGGAGGAGGAGGAGGAGGAGGAGGAGGAGGAGGAGGAGGAGGAGGAGGAGGAGGAGGAGGAGGAGGAGGAGGAGGAGAACUACUGA
Pseudophryne corroboree (corroboree frog) is the source of this 537-nucleotide messenger RNA. Its product is annotated as bromodomain-containing protein DDB_G0278469-like. Lineage: Eukaryota; Metazoa; Chordata; Amphibia; Anura; Myobatrachidae. The transcript is spliced from 4 exons. The record is from RefSeq and is a predicted model, not a curated record. The coding region runs from base 1 to 537 and encodes 178 amino acids.